Uncinocarpus reesii 1704 is the source of this 927-nucleotide messenger RNA. RefSeq lists its product as uncharacterized. The record is from RefSeq and is a predicted model, not a curated record. The transcript is spliced from 4 exons. Bases 1 to 927 code for a protein of 308 amino acids. Lineage: Eukaryota; Fungi; Ascomycota; Eurotiomycetes; Onygenales; Onygenaceae.
AUGGAAAACAGCAGUGGGUGCUUUGACUCACCCACUGGGUAUAUAAAAUCUCUGGUUGAGCAAUUCAGAUCUACCGGCACCCUUCCUCCAGGCAUCGAUAGAGAGGAUAUACUGUCUAUUGAUAUAGAUCCCCAUCAGUGGUACAGGCUAGAGACUGAGCUUGGCCUAGGGGAAACUGAUAAGUUUCCAAAGUUCUUUUAUGACCCAUUAGUCUCGCGGCUGAGCGUGGAGUGGAUGGCGCUGCCACUCCAUGAACUUGUUGUUGAGAUAUUCUCCAGUGGAUUGUAUGAUGCCACUCGUCAUAUCAAGUCAAAAUGCAGCAUCCGAACCAAUGAACAAUUUCAACAGCAUAAGGAUAACAACUAUGUCACCACACUCAAAGCCCCCGAUCUAGCCCUGUUAUCAGGAAAAAAAGUCCUCAUCCUGGAGGUCGGUUUUUCCCAAACAUAUGAGCAACUGGUUGAUACUGCAAAGUUCUGGCUUGAAGGAAGUCUAGAUGUGACAAGAGUGGUUAUUGUAAAGAUUACAGAACCUAAAUACUCUUGCCCUCUCAAGAAUGCUGGAAUUUCAAUGCUACAAUCUCUUGGUUUCCCAACAGAUGACUGGGAUAUAGAAAGCCAGUUUUGCCUUGAGAGUGGUUUUGGUCCUGUUACACUGGGGACCACCAAAUGGGUUGGUGAAAUAAAUAUGUUUCUUGAGCAUGUCUGUGAAGCCACACCACCCACGCUCCCACUCUCACUUAGCGACUUUCUCGAAGUUGAUGCGGAUGACAAUAGAAAUAUUGUGAUAGACUGGGAGGAGUUUCAUGGGAAGCUAAAGGAAGACUUGCUCAAGACAGCUAUCUUGAGAUAUCAAGACAUGUUAGACCGAUGUUAUGGAAGGGAGGAGAAUGUCUGCAGGGUUAAAGAGACACCCUCAAGAGAGUGA